This is a messenger RNA of Penicillium brasilianum, 969 nucleotides long. The record is from the annotation of a GenBank genome assembly. Lineage: Eukaryota; Fungi; Ascomycota; Eurotiomycetes; Eurotiales; Aspergillaceae.
AUGGUCCUUCCUGCCCCGACAUUUUCUUUUCACCUUCCCUCGGUUCACGAUGACUGUCAGCUGGAAUGUCGACUGUAUCUUCCGCGCCAGCUCCAAAAUAUAGAGUCGGGAUCACAAUCAUUGAUCCGAGGGGCUAUUGUCGCCCAUCCUUACGCACCACUCGGCGGAUGCUACAAUGAUCCUGUUGUAGGGUUUGUCGGUGGGGAGCUUUUACAAGAAGGGUGCAUUGUGGUGACGUUCAACUUCCGAGGAGCUGGAAGUUCUGAAGGGCGGACCAGCUGGACUGGAAAGCCCGAACUGGGAGACUAUGUAUCCUUGUAUGGGUUUAUGCUGAACUAUCUGCAAGAUUUACAUUCUACUCUCGCGUCCGGACAAUAUAUUGCCCCUAACGAGGCCGUCCACUUAGUGAUCGGGGGAUAUUCAUUCGGGUCGCUCAUCGCCUCGCAUGUCCCAGACCUUGAUGUCAUGCUCGACCUAUUCUGCAACGGACCAACAACCCUGACGACACCGAUCUACAAGAUUGGCAAAGCAGCCCAAAAGAUCGCUGCGCAGUCCACGCGGCAUCUUCCCCCAGCAAAGCAGAAUCCGGAAUCCCCGGCUGACCAACCUGCACCCCGUGCGGUGACUACGAUCUCCUACCUCCUCGUGUCACCGUUGCUGCCACCCGUGAGUCAGCUUCUGACUGCUUUCUCUGCCCUAUCAGUGAACGUGGGGGGCAAAACGUCAGCUCAGGCCCGACUCGCCGGCCGACCAGCCGACCAGCUGAGUGCGCACCAGACGCUGGCGCUAUUUGGGGAUCAGGACACUUUCACAUCUGCUCGUAAAUUGCAGCGGUGGUCAGCCGAGAUAGGCCACAGGCCACAGAGCAGAUUCCGGAGUUGCGAGAUCGAGGGUGCGGGGCAUUUUUGGCGAGAGAAUGGAGUGGAGACUCGGGCGAGACGGGCUAUAGCAGAAUGGCUUCGAUCUUGA